This is a messenger RNA of Doryrhamphus excisus (bluestripe pipefish), 3059 nucleotides long. Its product is annotated as metalloproteinase inhibitor 4-like. The record is from RefSeq and is a predicted model, not a curated record. Gene Ontology annotation, cellular component: extracellular matrix. NCBI's taxonomy places the organism in Eukaryota, Metazoa, Chordata, Actinopteri, Syngnathiformes, Syngnathidae. Gene Ontology annotation, molecular function: metalloendopeptidase inhibitor activity; protease binding. Gene Ontology annotation, biological process: negative regulation of membrane protein ectodomain proteolysis; response to hormone; negative regulation of endopeptidase activity.
UGCCAGGCGAUCGCAACUAUUGUGAGUUUGUCUGUGUGUCUCGUAGGGGGGUUAGGAAACAGAGAGAGAGAGAUAGAAAGGGGUGGGAGACAGAGAGCAGCAGCCUCCACCAAUCCGGCUUCAAUUCAGAGGUGCACUUUAAACGUAUGAAAUCAUUUCUGUCCUCAGCGGCCCAGCCCUUUGGAUUCCCAUCAUCUUUCAACUUCCAGUCUUGUUUCUAAAGAGACGAGCCAAUUUGCCUCCGAGGGAACAUAACAGGAUCAGAAGUUUUGCAAAGAGGGUCCGUGAAGUAAGUGGCGGAGAAGCUUAUCAUGGCCGUGUCCCAGGAGAGGAGUGUGCGUCUGGGGCUGUGGGUGCUCCUCUGGCUGGGUGCAGGCAUGGUGGCAGAUGCAUGCAGCUGCAACCCAGCUCACCCACAGCAGCUCUUCUGCAGCGCAGAGACCGUGAUCAGGGCAAAGAUUGCUGGAGAGAAGAUUGUGUCGCCUAGCAACAGUUCCUCCCCCUACAUGAAGAUGAUCCAGUAUGAAAUAAAGAUGAUCAAGAUGUUUAAAGGCUUUGACAAGGCCAAGGACAUCCAGUAUGUUUACACUCCGGUCUUCUCCUCACUGUGUGGUGUUAAACUCGACUCCAACAACAAAGCAGGGUAUCUUCUCUCAGGAAGUAUGUGGAGUGACGGGAGGCUCUCCAUUGGCCAAUGUGACCUGGUGGAAUCCUGGGAUAAUUUAUCACUCUCACAAAGGAAGAAUCUCAACUACAGAUACCAGAUGGGCUGCGAGUGCAGAAUUAAUGUGUGUUACACGGUGCCGUGUGCAUCCACGGGAGAGAACGAAUGCUUGUGGACGGACUGGCUGCUGGAUAACAGCCUGAACGGCGAACAGGCUCGACAGUACGCUUGCAUUCGGCGUUCUGACACAACCUGUGGCUGGUACAGGGGAGGCCACGCUCCUGAGAAAGACUUCCUGGACAUGACUGACCCCUGACCUGCUCACUAUUUACCCCCUUAUGUAAUUUCUUUGGAUACCUCCAGUCAGAGGGAUAUCCUGCUUUGGCUUCGUGUGGCUCAAAUUUGGAUGCUUAUGCAUAACAUUAGCAGAUUUCAUUGAAAAUUGGGCUGAUUUCAUAUCUGGAUGAGCUCCUGGAUGCUAUGGCUUUUUGAUGUUUUAUUAUAUGGGCCUUUAUAUUGGCCUUUAACUCACAUAUACAACAAAUAUCAUAAACAAAAGUGGAAUUUCCUGUUGUAGGAAAAUUCGUUAUUAUAACUCGCUAGUGUCAUGCUUCUGUCAAUCUGCCAGAUGCUGCUGCAUGAGUGCUGACUAGAACAAGCAAAACAGUGGAUCCCCACAUUCAGCACAUUCACAAUUUGCGGGGCUGAAUGUGCGGAAAUUUGCGGAAUUUUGGUAAAAAAAAAAAAUCACAUCUAAAUGUCUUAAUUUUUAUUACAUUUGUAUUUUCAUUUGAAUAAAAAAAUGUUUUUUUUUUCCCCCAGAAAAUAGGCAAUUUUUCUGCACAAAAUACAUUUCCUUAAUAGUAAAUGGUAAAACCUACAGCAUACAUUUACCAUGUUUAUAAAUUUUAUUUUAUUUUAUUUUAAUAGGUUUAUGUCUUCACUUGCGGAAUUUUGGUAAAAAAAAAAUUACAUCUAAAUGUCUUAAUUUGUAUUACAUUUGUAGUUUCAUUUUAAUUAAAAAAAAUUUUUUUUCCCCAGAAAAUAGGCAAUUUUUCUGCACUAAAUAUAUAUCCUUAAUAGUAAAUGGUAAAACCUACAGCAUACAUUUACCGUUUAUAAAUUUCAUUUUAUUUUAUUUUAAUAGGUUUAUGUCUUCACUGAUAAUAUUGCUUUGUCAAACACUGAGAUUUCGCACUUUGUUCGGGGGUCCUUGAAUGAAUGCAAAAGUCAAUAUAACAUAUUCUUCGACUCCACCGGUUCAUGGAUCAUCUAACUAAUUAUCAUUCAUCAGUGGUGAGUACCACUACAUUUUAUACAUUAAAAUAGUUUCAUAAGCAUGUGAUGCAUAAUGAAGAGACAUGAGGAGGCAGAAUCUAAUCUAAUAAUCACAAAAGUCACUAUUAUUGCAAAUGUUGAUCCAAAAUCGGAGGAGAAGAUCAGUGUCAAGCUAGUAGGAGGGUUUGGGUAGAUAUUUUUUUUACAGAUUUUCGCCUGGUUUUGUAACAUAAUAACAAAUCUAUUUUAUACACUUCACUGCACUGGCUUCCUUUAAAAUUCAGAAAACUAUAAAAAUUUCUUCUGCUGUACAGUACAGUAAUUGGUUAGAGCUUGUGGCGCCUUAUCAACCCCGACUAGAGCGCUAAGUUCCUUGAACUUUGAAACCUUGCAGGAUAAAAACCGCUGCAGAAGCUUCACCUGCAAAAUUAUUUACCGCAGAUUGAAUCCUCCUGCUGUCAUUUGCAUGAGGCUAACACUGAACAAAUUCAUUCAAAAGACAGGAAAUCAUGCCCCCUUUUCACUGAAAUGACAGCAUGCUGCAAAUGCACACCUGCACCUGCACUACAUAUAUACAUAUAAAUAUACCACUAUGAUUAAAAUAUAUAUUCAAACACAGGAAUUAUAGAUGAUGAUAAUUCCCGACAUUGUAAAUACUGUUCAUUACUGAAGAUUAACAUUUUAAAAGCUAACCACAUUUAAUUUUAUAGCCUAGACUAGGGUACUUAUCUAAUUGGAUUGCUAUUUAAAUUCACUUCAAUGACAAAGUAAAAAAAAAACAUUCUCUGCACAAGAAGCUAAUAAAUAUAAAUUUGCUGACUUUUUUGUAUGAAAACAAAAAAGUGCAUUAUGACUUAAUAGCUAUGACGCAUUCAAAGAUGACCUGUAAUUGUUGCAUGAUUUUUUUUCUGAUACAGUACGUAUUGUAAAUUAACAAUAACAAAUAAUGAUUAUCAUUUAUGUAUGGUGUUAGUGAAGUAUUAUCAAACAGUGUAUGUUUUAUACUGAAUGAAUUGUUGUGGUAUUUGUAUUUAUGUCACUUUCUGUUUAAAUAUAGUUGUUGUUUUUUUUUGUAUUUCCAUGUACCAAAAAAGAUUGUAUAUAAAAUGUUGAAUGG